GCGAGUUAAACCGCGGUAGUAGUACGCUCGACGUCAGCGUGGACGUUCGACCUUUCCUCUCGAGUCAGUAUUCUGCUUCCUCGACUCGUUUUUCUCCUUUUCCUUGAAAUUCACUCGGUGCAAAUCAGUAAAUCGACGUUUAUUCUUCCUUGUAUUUUUGAGUGAUUUCUUAGCAUGGACUUGAUACCUUUGGGAAACGAGAAGGGAUACUUGUGCACGGUGAAUUAAUCGCGUUGAAAAUCUUCAGGGAGGAUUGGAUCGUUUGGUUUUUCUUUCUAAUCAAGCACGGACAAAUAGAGUUAACAAGGACAGGGUGAAGCGGUGGAAGGAAAUUCUGCAGCCGCAAUAUCGUAACGUUAUUAAGAGUGAUCAUCGACGUUGCAGAACUUUUCCGCAGACGCGAGGCAACUUUUCGCGGACAAUGGGAACAAUGAGGAACAAUUUCGCGACGGUCUUUGUGCUUCUCCUCCUGAUGCUCUCAACGAGUCAAUCUCUUCCUCACGGCUACGAAAAUUCAUCCAAGAGAAACAGUUUGGCCGACGAUUUAACCUCGGAUGCUCGAACGGCCUUGUAUCCGAUUUACGACUGCCUCUUCGUCGAUCCGGAUCUACCGAUCUGUGAUGUGGAAUUGAUGUUGAAUUCGGACGAGAAGACGACAGAACGGACGAAUGAUCAAUAUUUCGACAAAGAUCUUGUGACACGCUCGAGGAGAAACGCCGACGUUUCCGCGACGACACGCGUCGUAGUUUACGCAAUAGAGGGUUGUGUGCCACCUAGGAUACCCUUUUCGUUACCCUCCUGCAACGGAAUUUCCUUGAACAACAUCGUCGAUGUGAAGAGAAUUCGACCGUUUGCUGUGAAGGGUGAGACACAACCUCCCUAUGUGUUUCCAAAAUUCAAUUAUUCUAAAUGGAUACGAAUGAUGGCGCGAUUACACAGUCGCGUUUCGUCGAAGAAACAAGACGAAGAAGAAAGUAGCGUUCCUAAAGAGAUAUCCGCUGAUAAUUCUCUGGAGGAUCGUAGAGAGGAGCUGAGGAUUAUGCUGAAAGGGUCAGCGCCGACCUACGGUACCAUAAAAUCGGAAGUGGACGAGUCAAGAGAGUCUUCCGCUUCAUCAAGCGUCGAAAAUGUUAAUAACGAUUCACAAAUGACGCUAACGAAGAAGUCUGAGAAUUAUCCAAGCAAGAAAAAUGUUCAAAAAAUCGAGAAGAUGAAUAAACGACCGGAUGCUUGGAAACGAAGCAAGGAUCAAAAUCAAAGUGUAAUUCCAGCUCCUCUUAAGCAAUCAAACGUAGUAUCGAAAGAAGGAAAAUCCUAUAAUUUUUCGAGUGAUCUUGGAAUCGCGAGAAAUUCCAGGGGUUUACUCCAGUUGCACGAUAAGCAGAAGUUUAACGAAAACAUAAAUGAUUGUGAUGAUUUAAUUUCGUCAAAAGUGAGGAGUUUCCGAAGGAGACGAAGAGAGAUAAGAUUGUCUGGCAAUGGUUUGAUGCAGGGAAUUCCUGACGAAUCUAAGGCACAAGGAAUUGCUGGUAAAUCAAUUGCACAGCGAAUUCAGAGCAACGGAGAAACGGACCAAUUAAAUAUUUCUAAUGAACAGAGGAAGCAUUCGAUUUCGACGACAGAAAUCCCAGGCCUCGAUGCGGAAAAUCGUGGGAAAAAAUUGAGAUUCGAUAAUCCUAGUUUCAAAAUUGAUAUGGCCAGCAGAAAAUCAUCGUGGAGAAGAGCAAUGAUGAAAGACGCAGCUUUGGGAAAGAAACAUAAAAUUUACUAGGAAUUGUCAGCCUCCGCGAGUCAAUAAAAGAAUCGAAACGUUUCUUAAAAUAAGAUCGGUGAGGAAGGAGAAUCGUAAAAUAAGAAGAGACCAUGGCAAUUCGAAACCUCCGUAUAGACUCGAAGAAUCCUGGAAUCGCGAAAUGUCUCAUUUUAUAAUGAAAAUACAGGGAUUUUGGGUAAAACCACCGAAACGCGAGCGAUUAACAAAUUCACAGGUAAAAUUUCGCGAUUCCAACGAAAAACUCUCACGACGAAGCUAAUAUAACUUUUAAAUUAGUUGCUCGAACGAAAUGUCAACGCGAUUACGUUCGUAAAAUUUCACAGAUAAAAGCUCGCGAAUAACGAUGUACUCUGUGUGGGUGUGCGUAUGAGAAUGCGUGUAUGUGCGUGUAUGUAUUUAAUCCUGUCGCAGCAAAGUUUGUACACAGAGCCGUUCGAAAAAUGGCCAACCAUUUGCUAAAAGUGCAAACGUAUUUCAUGGCACGCGAUCAUUUCUAUCAUCAUUUAUACAAUGUGUCUGCACCAUAUGCAUACCAUUUCAUUAUUCCUUAAACCAUUGAAAAAAAAAAUAAUAGUUCACGCUAGAUUACACAAAAUUUGUGAAAAAUUAUUUCAACGAUAGUUUUAUUUUUUCAAUGGUACCACAGCGAAAGGGUUAAUUAACGAGAUUAAAGAUAGGAAUGAUUAGUAGCAAGCGUGUUUUUGAUCCUGAUUCCCAUUAACAUAUAUGUAUCUUCGUUUAUCUCAGGAGACGAAAACGCAAAUAUAUAAAACGACGAUUUAUCACGGAAUUGAUAAGCUUUAUUUAAAUAAAGAACGCCAAUUACACAUGUGAUACAUAAGCUAAGAUGUUAAGUAAGGUAUAGACAAUUAUAUGAGAUUAUCUACUGACAGGAAUAGAGUAGCUUUAAGUUAUCGAGUCUCGAGAAUAAUUAUACUUUGACAUCAUCAUUUUUAUUUACUACUGUAUGUAAU
Osmia bicornis bicornis is the source of this 2748-nucleotide messenger RNA. RefSeq lists its product as uncharacterized. The transcript has 5 exons. The record is from RefSeq and is a predicted model, not a curated record. NCBI's taxonomy places the organism in Eukaryota, Metazoa, Arthropoda, Insecta, Hymenoptera, Megachilidae. The coding region runs from base 422 to 1771 and encodes 449 amino acids.